Pogoniulus pusillus (Red-fronted tinkerbird) is the source of this 3773-nucleotide messenger RNA. RefSeq names its product interferon alpha and beta receptor subunit 2 (gene IFNAR2). Lineage: Eukaryota; Metazoa; Chordata; Aves; Piciformes; Lybiidae. Gene Ontology annotation, cellular component: plasma membrane. Gene Ontology annotation, biological process: cytokine-mediated signaling pathway. The record is from RefSeq and is a predicted model, not a curated record. Gene Ontology annotation, molecular function: protein binding; interleukin-22 receptor activity. The transcript is spliced from 10 exons. Bases 586 to 2100 code for a protein of 504 amino acids.
GGCGCUGCGCCGAGCGGCGACACAGCGCCCGGGCACUGGGCACGGCUGCUGCGGCGGCGGCGGGGGCGGGACAGCCGCGCGUCCUGCGUCGCAGCGUCCCUUCCCCCUUCCCCCUUUCCGCUUCGGCGCCUGGCGGCGACUCCUUGGCCUAUCGCGGAAACCAUGGGCAUCUAUGGAGAGCUGAGCCCGCAGGGGUGCCAUCUGCUGCCAGGGAUUGCUGAAGCUCUGAAGAGGAAGAGUGACAAAAGCUAAUCAGAGUUCUAACUGAAAAGAUUUUCUCCUGGAAUUUCACUGGCAUCAACAGAUCUGCAGAAGACAUCCAGAUUCAGACAACUACAAACUUGGAGAUCAUCCUGUUUUGUCACAUUUUUUUACAUAUUCUGUGACCCUAAAUACAUAGCUUGUCUUGAAGUGUGCAUCGUGUAAGAUACAGCUGGUGUUCAGCACGGAGAGCCGUACAAGAGUCACUUCAGAUUCCAAGAGCAGCAUAGCCGUUAUUCAUAACAGCAUGUACAAGGAUCAAAGGCACAGGAGGAAAAUGUUUAGUUUUCAAUCAAUGGGUUAUAAUUCCUAAUCACUACAGAAAUGCUGAUGGGUGGACCAAUGCAUUUUUCUCAACUUGUGUACAUCAGUGUUCUGUCUACAGCUUGCUGCAGCUUGGCUGAGAGAUUUUUGAGAGGACCACCUGACAACCUACGAAUGGAAUCUUCCAACUUCCAGCACAUUUUGUCCUGGCAGGCAAAAAGUGAUCCAGCUGUGCCAACGUACUACCGUGUGCUGUACACUGACUACAGUAACUGGAAGACUGCUAAACACUGUUCAAAUAUUACACAGCUCUCCUGUAAUCUCACAGAUGAUUUUAAAGAUAUUUACAGCGAGUAUUCUGCACUGGUUCAGAACUUCCUAGGACCUGAAGUAUUCAAUUCUUCUUCAAUUCGUUUUACACCACUUAGUGACACAUUCCUGGGACCAGCAGAAGUUAAUAUCAGUUCCUGUCUAAACUGCAUAAAUGUCACAAUAAAGCUGCCAACCUCUCACUUCAGAGAAAAUGAAAAACUACUGUCUUUGAUUGAUAUAUAUAACGAUCUUGACUAUGUGAUAACACUGAAAACGUCUGAUGGAGAGCAUAAGAGACCACAGGAGAAAACCACUGAAGAAGUUUUUAGUACUGUCAUUGAAGAAUUGUAUCCAAAUCAAAAUUACUGUGUGUCUGUUACAGUCACUGCAUCUCUAAACAAGCAUUCUAUCCCAUCAGCCUGGAAAUGCGGCAUUGCUGAGUCUGAACCUCCACAAGAUUAUCUUACAGUUGCAAUCACAGCUGCUAUCUGUGUUUUACUGAUGUUAGCUGGUGCCUUGAAAUGUAUGCAUGGAGGAGGUUUUAUUCUUCUUCAAAAAUCACUUCCACGUAGCUUGGUAUGCAUCAAGACAUCAGCCUAUUCAUCUUGGACACUGGAAUCUGAAGAGAUAGCCUCUGUAGAGAUCAUUUACAAAGAGGUUAAAAAAAAGGCAAAUGAAUCCAGUAGUGGUGUCAGAGAUGAGGAUGACAGUGAUGACAGUGACAGUGAUGACAGAAGUAAUCAUGACUAUAAAAGACGUGAUAUCAUAAGUAGAGUACCUCAUUCCCCUGGUGCACCAGGAGUACUUGUGCAGUACUCUACAAACAGUAUAUAUGAUGACAGCAGCAGCCAGGCAAGCGAAAAUCUGAGUGCUGAUCCAGAAGACUUUGAAGAGCAUGAGAUGGACAUUGAAGAAGAUAAAGACGCAAGUAGUGGGUUACUUACCUCUUUCUCUGAUACAGAUUGUCACUAUACUUCUAGGCGAAAUAACAGCACUUGCUUUGCUAUUAACCUAAAAACUGUGCUCUUGGGAACUUCUGAAGAGAACGUGGAUAGUUCUGCAGCUCUUUUUUCGUCUGAAGAAGGUGCAGCUGACUGGCAGUGUACUCAUGGUUUUGAAGCAAAACUGGAUGACACAGAAAGCAUGCAGAAGUCACUCUGUGGUAACAGCUCACAUGAAUGGCAAAAUUCCACUGGGUCUUCUGAUGAGAGUGAAUCUUCAGAUUCAGAUACGAACCAAAAAACUGGAUAUGUAAGAAGAUAAGUGAUUGAGAACCACUAUUAUUUUCUAACAUACAAACCCAUGUUGGCCAACUUUUAUUUCUGGAUUCAACAUACAGAUCUUGUCUUUUUUUUUUUAACAUUCUGCAAAUGUAUGCCCAAACGUUGAAAAUAUGUAACGUUUGUUUUUAACAGAUACUUAUCUCUCCAGAUUGCUCCAGGUGUGGUUCAACUUGAAUUAUCCACAGAGAAACAAAAAUGAGUGGCUGGUCUCUCAGCCAGACCACCUUGUUUUUUUCAUUUUCUUUUUCUAUUCUUUAACUCUGUCGAUGGAUUACUCUGAAACCUGCUUUGCUGGGUGGAUGUAGUCUACUUGGACUUCAGCAAGGCCUUUGACACCAUCUGCCAUAGCAAACUCCUGGCAAAGCUGGCAGCCCAUGGCUUGGACAGAGGCACUCAUGCUGGGUUAAGAACUGGAUGGAUGUCUGGGCACAGAGAGUGGUGGUGAAUGGUGCCACAUACAGUUGGCAAGCAGUCACUAGUGAUGGCGCCCAGGGAUCAGUGCUGGGCCCAGUCCUGUUCAAUAUUUUUAUUGAUGAUCUGGAUGAGGGGAUUGAGUCCACCAUCAGUAAAUUUUCAGACAACACCAAGUUGAGAGCAAGUGUUGAUCUCUUAGAGAGCCGGAGGGCUCUACAGAGAGACCUGGACAGGCUGGAUAGAUGAGCACAGUCCAGUGCCAUGAGUUUUAACAAGUCCAAGAGCUGAGUUCUGCACUUUGGCCACAACCACCCCAUGCAGCACUACAGGCUGAGGACAGAAUGGCUGGAGAGCAGCCAGGCAGAGAGGGACCUGGGGGUAACUGGUUGACAGCUGACUGAACAUGAGCCAGCAGUGUGCCCAGGUGGCCAAGAAGGCCAAUGGCAUCCUGGCCUGUAUCAGGAAUAGUGUGGCCAUCAGGACCAGGGAAUUCAUUCUGCCCCUGUACUCAGCACCGGUUGGGCCACACCUUGAGUGCUGUGUCCAGUUCUGGGCCCCUCAGUUUGAGAAAGAUGUCGAGGUGCUUGAACAUGUUUGGAGAAGGGCAGCAAGGCUGAUGAGGGGGCUGGAGCACAGACCUACAAGGAGCAGCUGAGGGAUCUGGAGUUGUUCAGUCUGGAGAGGAGGAGGCUCAGGGGAGACCUUAUUGCUCUCUACAACUACCUGAAAGGAAGUUGUAGCCAGGUGGGAGUUGGUCUCUUCUGCCAGGCACCCAGUGACAGAACAAGAGGACACAGUCUCAAACUCUGCCAGGGUAGCUUUGGGCUGGAUGUUAGGAAGAAGUUCUUCACAGAAAGAGUGAUUGGCAUUGGAAUAGGCUGCCUGGGGAGGUGGGGGAGUCCCCAUCCCUGGAGGUGUUUAAAAGGAGCCUGGAUGAAGCACUUAGUGCCAUGGUUUAAUUAAUUAGAAAGUGAUAGGUGAUAGGUUGGACUCAAUGAUCUCAAAGGUCUUUUCCAAACUGGUUAAUUCCACGAUUGCUACGUUCAAGUCAGCAAACUGAUAUCUACAUUUGUGCAGAGAGAGCUGUUCAAGUGAAAUAAUGCUUCCAGAAGAGUUCUCCUUACUGGGACUUUUUUUAUGUAAUUUUGUGCAAUUACUGAAUGGUGCAUUUUAGAAAAUAAUUUGGCAUUUAAAAAUUACAGCAGUGUACAGUUUUAUAUAAAAAUACACUUUACCAGU